CUGUUCAUUCGUCACCCUCUCCAAAGCAAGCCCGUGCGUCUUCUUUUCUCUCUCUUGCUCUCUGCUUGUUUCCCUUUUUUUGGGUCAUCGAAGCUGUCUUUGGAGUUGGUCUUAUUUUUGUUCGGCAAAUAACUUGGUUUGUUGUAGCUGUUUGUUUUUUUCGAAUAAAAAGUUUGAAACUUUGAGGGCUUCGUGUGUGAAAGUUAAGACUUUCUGUUUGGUUGAUGAGAAAACUUGUCAAAACUGAUCAGAAAGGUUGUUUGUACAAGGUGUUGCACUCAAAGUUGUGUGUUUUGUCAUUGGCAAAACAUCCGACAAAUGUCUAGUAUUAAUGUGGAUGUGUCUCUAAAUGGAAGCUUGAGAAAUGCUGAUACCCUUUGUGACAUGGCUGAAAUUGAAGAAAUUGAUUUCUCAAGGAUUUUUGAUAGGCCACCAAGGCCUUUGAAUAUGGAUAGGCAAAGAUCAUGCGAUGAAAGGUCCCUAAGCGAAUUGUCUACUGGGUUGCCAAUUCCUUCUCCUCGUCCCUCGUCAAGAGUUGAGAAUAAUUUUAGGUUAAUUGACCACCUUAAUUGUUUUCCUUCUCCCGGUAGAAGGUCAGGGUUUAAUACUCCAUUAUCACAAUUUGGGGUUGAGACACAUCCAACUGUGGCUGAUGCUUGGGAGGCUUUGAGGAGAUCAUUGGUUUAUUUUCGUGGUGAACCUGUUGGAACCAUAGCAGCACUGGAUAAUUCCGAGGAACAGGUGAAUUAUGAUCAGGUGUUUGUAAGAGAUUUUGUCCCAAGUGCAUUGGCUUUUCUGAUGAACGGGGAACCUGAAAUAGUCAAGAAUUUCAUCUUGAAGACUCUACGCCUUCAAUCAUGGGAGAAAAAGAUUGACAGAUUCCAGCUUGGAGAAGGGGUAAUGCCUGCAAGUUUUAAAGUACUCCACGAUCCUGUCACGAACAAUGAGACUUUGAUGGCAGAUUUUGGUGAGAGUGCAAUAGGAAGAGUGGCUCCUGUUGAUUCUGGGUUUUGGUGGAUUUUCUUACUCCGAGCAUAUACCAAGUCCACAGGCGACAUAUCAUUGGCUGAAAAGCCAGAAUGUCAGAAGGGUAUGCGCCUAAUUUUGAGUUUAUGUCUUUCAGAGGGGUUUGACACAUUCCCGACUCUUCUUUGCGCCGAUGGAUGCUGCAUGGUUGAUCGCAGAAUGGGUGUUUAUGGGUAUCCCAUUGAAAUUCAAGCACUUUUCUUCAUGGCUUUAAGAUGUGCUUUACUUUUACUGAAGCAAGAUGAGGAGGGGAAUGAGUUUGUAGAACGGAUUACAAAACGCCUUCACGCUUUAAGUUUUCACAUGAGGAGUUAUUAUUGGAUUGACUUGAAACAGCUUAAUGAUAUUUAUCGCUAUAAAACAGAGGAAUAUUCUCAUACUGCUGUUAACAAGUUUAAUGUGAUACCUGAUUCUCUUCCAGAAUGGAUUUUUGAUUUUAUGCCAGUCCGUGGUGGUUACUUUAUCGGGAAUGUUAGUCCUGCAAGAAUGGACUUCCGUUGGUUUUGCUUGGGUAAUUGUAUUGCAAUUCUGUCAUCCUUGGCAACCCCUGAACAAUCCACCGCAAUAAUGGAUCUUAUAGAAUCACGGUGGGAGGAAUUGGUUGGGGAAAUGCCACUCAAGGUAAUCUAUCCAGCAAUAGAGAGCCAUGAAUGGCGGAUUGUUACAGGAUGUGAUCCAAAAAACACUAGAUGGAGUUACCACAAUGGAGGAUCCUGGCCAGUGCUCUUGUGGCUUCUCACCGCGGCAUGCAUCAAGACUGGCCGCCCCCAAAUCGCAAGACGUGCUAUCGAGCUCGCCGAAGCACGAUUAAUAAAAGACAACUGGCCGGAAUAUUACGAUGGGAAACUUGGUCGUUUCAUUGGGAAACAGGCUCGUAAAUUCCAAACCUGGUCCAUUGCUGGUUACUUGGUUGCAAAAAUGAUGCUGGAAGACCCUUCUCAUUUGGGUACGGUGGCACUCGAGGAAGACAAACAAAUGAAGCCUACCAUUAGGAGAUCAAGUUCGUGGACCUUCUGAUGUAACUUGUCUAGCUUAUCCACACACACCCCUCGGUCUUUUUCAGAUGUGAACCUCGUCUCUGUAGCUUCCUGCCCGCAGUUCAAGUUCCUAUUUUGAUUUUUCCAGAGUUUUGAUCCUGCCUUGUGCCAUUAUCUGGCUCCAAAAUCAUCUAAACCACACCCUACAAUCAUUUCAUUGUCAAAUAUUAUUUAAAACUCAAGAUCAUAAAAUUUAAACA
This is a messenger RNA of Populus euphratica (Euphrates poplar), 2263 nucleotides long. Its product is annotated as alkaline/neutral invertase CINV2-like. The transcript is spliced from 5 exons. Bases 319 to 2043 code for a protein of 574 amino acids. The record is from RefSeq and is a predicted model, not a curated record. Gene Ontology annotation, molecular function: sucrose alpha-glucosidase activity; endo-alpha-N-acetylgalactosaminidase activity. Gene Ontology annotation, biological process: sucrose catabolic process. Lineage: Eukaryota; Viridiplantae; Streptophyta; Magnoliopsida; Malpighiales; Salicaceae.